AGGAAGAAUGUGGGGAAGAUUAUCAGCGCGGACUCUUAAGUCUUAAGUAUGGCGGCAGAAAAAGAAAGUAGCUAUUUUGUGAGAGAAAUCGAGAAAAAUGAUGGGUGUGUUCUCAAAUUAAAACAAUGCCACAAAGGAGACGUUGGUUGUGUGGUUUGGGAUGCAGCGAUCGUGCUGGCAAAAUAUCUGGAAACGAGAAGCUUUAAGGACCCGGCUACCGGAGGGAACAGAUGGGCUGGCCAACAUGUACUGGAGUUGGGAGCAGGCACUGGAGUUGUUGGGCUGAUGGCUGCAUCAUUAGGAGCUCACGUCACCGUGACAGACUUGGAGGAUUUGCAGACACUCCUGCAAGUAAAUAUCGUAGAAAACAAGGGGGUUAUUAGCUGUGGAUCCAUCACUGCCAAGGUACUUAAAUGGGGUGAAGAUGUUUCGGACUUCCUCCCACCUCCAGACUAUGUGUUGAUGGCGGAUUGUAUCUAUUAUGAACAGUCUGUUGUGCCAUUGGUGGAAAGCUUGAAGAAACUUUCCGGACCCUCAACUUGCAUCAUUUGCUGCUAUGAGCACAGAACUGUUGGCAUUAACCCAAGAGUCGAAGCACAGUUCUUCGAGUUGCUGCGGAAAGACUUCAACUGGGAGGCAGUUCCUUUAGAACAGCAAGACCCAGAAUUCAGCAGUCCGGACAUCCGAAUACUGAAUAUAAAACGGAAUAUCUGAAUUAUUAUUUAUAACAUUUGCCUUUCCUGAGUGAGGCAGAAGAAUAUUUGUUAAUAAUUUGUCCUUCUGUUUUGAAGAAGUGUGUGAAUUUUUUUUGUGACUUUCAUCCGGUAAUUGUUAAUUCACUAAGUUUUAGUGACUUUACGUGUUUUUCUCUUAAAACAAAUGAAUUGAAAGGAACAACAGAUAUCCUCCCUACAAUCAAAUAAACCUUUCUACCUUGUUAA
Messenger RNA from Gadus macrocephalus (Pacific cod), 941 nucleotides. It is a transcript of the gene vcpkmt, whose product is annotated as valosin containing protein lysine (K) methyltransferase. The record is from RefSeq and is a predicted model, not a curated record. The transcript is spliced from 5 exons. Lineage: Eukaryota; Metazoa; Chordata; Actinopteri; Gadiformes; Gadidae. Gene Ontology annotation, biological process: peptidyl-lysine methylation. Gene Ontology annotation, cellular component: cytoplasm; cytosol. Gene Ontology annotation, molecular function: protein-lysine N-methyltransferase activity. The coding region runs from base 49 to 714 and encodes 221 amino acids.